AUGAUAAUAAAGCUUAAGACCGAGAACGCAACGUUGCGCAAGGCGCUGCGUGAGUUACAGGAGCGUAAUGAGUGUCUAUAUGCAUUAACAGCCAAGAUGAUUCAUGAUCUGACAGACGAAAAUGAUUUACUCGCUCAAGCUAACCGUUUACUGCUUGAGAAACAGGCACAGAGCUUUCUAGUUCCGUCCACAGACACGCCAAGUCUCCUCCAGGUACCGGACGAGCUGCUGCUGCCCGGUCCAGAGCUAGAAAUGCACUCGAUUGUGACGAUCGAUAAUGUACAUUCAUUUGGUAACUUAUUGAGUGUUAGUACACACGCUACGAGGCCUGAGAUUGUCAUCACGGGAUGUGCAGACAAGUGCAUCAGUGUGCACGACUGGAAGAUGGGAAGGAAACUUUGUGAGACAGAAACCAGUAACCUAGUUUUGGCACUAGCUUUCAAUCCAAAUAGGAAAUAUGCAGAUUACUUUGUGGCUGCUGGGAUGGAUGCCAAGCAUGCGCUGUAUAGAUUGGUACAAGAAGGAGACGAAUGGCAGAUCCAGACGCUGGGGCAAUUCCAUGAUCAUAGUCGACAUGGAGUGUUCAAGUUGGCGUGGAGACGAGGACAAGGAGAGGAUGAACAGUGUGAGAAGAUCAAGUCCUUUUACUUUAAUGGGACGGUCGAGGCUAUUGUGUUUGCCCCAGGUUCACUAUUUGAGACAAGAGAUGAGGGUGCACACGAACUGCUUGUUAUUGCUGCACGAGACGACUGCUACGUGCAUUAUGUCGACUGCUCCACGUUUGAGAAAGAGAGAGUUAACAUGAACCCGGACGGUAUUGAACACGUCUCUUAUACGAUUAUGGACCUGAGCAUAUCGUCCAGUGGCAAAUAUCUGCUUGCAGCAACGGACGCAAGCCGACAUUUUAUCUUUUCUGUACGGGGUGGAAGGAAGCAAAUGGUAUAUGCUGUGUGUCUGGAGUGA
Molecule: messenger RNA, 963 nt
Organism: Peronospora belbahrii
Lineage: Eukaryota; Oomycota; Peronosporomycetes; Peronosporales; Peronosporaceae
Source: the annotation of a GenBank genome assembly